Mirounga angustirostris (Northern elephant seal) is the source of this 12329-nucleotide messenger RNA. RefSeq names its product zinc finger protein 518A (gene ZNF518A). Bases 1117 to 5595 code for a protein of 1492 amino acids. The transcript is spliced from 7 exons. The record is from RefSeq and is a predicted model, not a curated record. Gene Ontology annotation, molecular function: RNA polymerase II transcription regulatory region sequence-specific DNA binding; DNA-binding transcription factor activity, RNA polymerase II-specific. NCBI's taxonomy places the organism in Eukaryota, Metazoa, Chordata, Mammalia, Carnivora, Phocidae. Gene Ontology annotation, biological process: regulation of transcription by RNA polymerase II.
CUGAACCGGCUCAGGGAUCCGCCUCUUGUGAUAGGAAGCGCCUGCUAAAUAGUCCCGGCUAUUCAGCGCUUCCGCCUAACUUGCCGCAAAGUUUUUCUAGAGAAGUCGGCUCUUGUACUCGGCGCUCCUGCAGGCUGCCAGCGCUAACCUCCCGCUUCUUAGCUGGGUUUGCACUACGUUCGGGCUUUUUGAACUCAACAUUCUCCCACAGCCUAGGAGCUGGAGCGGGAGCGCGGCGACAGUGUGCCUCCGCGCGCCCGAGGGGAGCCGAACCCCGGAGGAAGGGGCGGAUCGGGCGCGGUGUUUGGGACGGAGCGGGGCGCGCGGCGCUCGAAGCACCCGCUCGGCGCGUUCCGGGGCUGGUGGAGACAGCAUGGGUACUGCUGCGACCGCACCCCUCGAGCUGUAGAUUCGCAGGCCCACGGCAGUCCGACUCGACGGCGUCCCCAUUGUGGGUCCAGUCUCUGGUCAUUGGAGAUAUCGUCUCUUCUUUUGAUCACUGUUCCUGAUUGUGGCUUUGUCCAAGCAUUAAAUUGCGUGCCUUUUGUUCCUUGAAGAAGGAGGUAUGGUAAAGAUUGAAGUAUUACAGCAUGUAGUCUAUUAAGCAAAAAAGUAAUAUGAUGAAGAAUGAAAACUUCAAAUGUAAUGAAGUGAACAAGAGGCUGCUAUAUGAUGACUGACCAAAAUGAUUUGGAUUAUUCCAUCUUGAAAAAUUCUGGUGCUAACAAGUCUCAACUCGGCCCCUGGACCCAGCUCAAAACUCUGGAUUCAUUCUCUUCCUUCCCAUACCUCAGCUCAAGCUUUCUGUCUCCCCAAAAGAUGAAGAAACGAAGACAGAGAUUGAGACUUGUUUAGAGUAACACAAAACCAAUGACAAAACAGGUUCAGAGAAGUUGAAGCUUGUCCAGUGUCACAGAGCAGAGCUGGAAGUAAAAUUUGUAUUUCCCGACUUCCAGAUUAGUAUUAUUUCUCCAUCAAGCUAUUACUUCUUGGUGAGUUAAUGUGGGAAAAAUUCUGGUAUUUUGAAGAUGUCUCGGCACAGUAUUGUUUCCUGUUUAAAUUACAAGUAACUUCAGUUUUUAGAGAAAAAAGAAGUUGGGAUUUUUUUGUAAAAUCAUGCCAUCUGAACAGAAACUGUUAUUUUUUGAUGAAAAACAAACUACUUUAAGAAAAGAUUAUGAUGUGAAAAAUGAGAUAGUAGAUACUAUCAGAUCAGUACCUAGAGCAAAAGUUUCAGAAAGUAGUUUUCACUAUGAACUAAAAAAUGUGAAAAUUGAUUUGCCGAAGAUAAAUAUUCCAAAUGAAGUCUUUUUGAACCAUGAAGUUGACAAAUAUAGAAAAUUAUUUCGGCGUCAACCACAGACUGCAAGAAAAUCUAUCAGUGUAAAGACUGUAAGCUGUGUAGAGGAGUGUAUGUUGCUCCAUAAGUCUGAGCGAGUUGAAGAAGAGGGUUUAAAAAUGUCUGCAAAAAUACUCAAUUUCAACUGUUUAAAAUGCCGAGAUAGCACUCGAUACAGUCCAAAUGAUUUGCAGAAACACUUUCAAAUGUGGCACCAUGGUGAAUUACCUUCAUAUCCUUGUGAAAUGUGCAGUUUUUCAGCAAAUGACUUCCAGAUAUUUAAACAACACAGACGGACACAUAGAAGCACUUUAGUAAAAUGUGACAUUUGUAACAAUGAGAGUGUAUAUACUUUAUUAGACUUGACAAAACAUUUUGCAUCCACACAUUGUGUAAAUGGUAGUUUUCAAUGUGAAAAGUGCAAAUUCUCCACCCAGGAUGUUGGCACAUUUGUUCAGCACAUUCAUAGACAUAAUGAAAUCCAUUAUAAAUGUGGUAAGUGCCAUCAUGUAUGUUUUACCAAAGGAGAGCUUCAGAAGCACCUUCAUGUUCACUCUGGUACAUUUCCCUUCACUUGUCAAUAUUGUAGCUAUGGUGCCACUAGGAGAGAGCACCUGGUAAGACAUGUUAUAACUUUGCACAAAGAACACUUAUAUGCGAAAGAAAAACUGGAAAAAGACAAAUAUGAAAAGAGGAUGGCAAAGACUUCAGCAGGACUUAAGCUGAUACUGAAAAGAUACAGAAUAGAUGCAUCAAGGAAGACAUUCUGGAAACGCAAGAAGAUCAACAAUGGAAGUGACAGGAAUAUAGAAAAAAACACUCAAGUGCUUAAAAAAGUGAACAAAACACAGGCUAAAUCUGAAGACCAGAGCCAUCUUGUUCAAGAGCAUUUAAAUGAAGAAAAGGAUGAAAGACCACACUGUGAGAAUAAUGAUAAACCUGCUGAGUCAGAGUCAGAAAAGCCAACUCUUCUGUCCACUGGGCAAUGUAAUAGAGCUGAAGAGGGAUCAAAUUCUACUCUAGGUUUCUUGAAGACUGCUGUACAAGGACCUACAGUGUUAAUGGUGAAAAAUAAUAGAAUAACAAUUCCUGCUAACUACAGUGCUGAUUUUAUGGGAUUUAAGAUGGUGGAUGGAAAACAACAUAUUGUAAUAAAAUUGUUACCUACCAAUAAACAGAAUUUAUAUUUACCAGGCUCACAGUCAGAUGCUGCAAAGGACAGUACUGCCAAUUUGCAGCCCCAGACUUUGGACACUACUGGAUUUUUAGCAGGAGUAACAGCUGAAUUAAGUGACACAGUUUACAUGAAAGCAAAUACUCCAUUUUCAUGUUCAUCUCCUAUAUUUUCAGGGAAAGUAACGUCAGAAAAAGAAAUGGCUUUGCUAUCUCAAACGAGUAAUACGCUUCAAACAAUGGAUGAUGAUAAAAAUGUGUCUUCUUUGUCAGCAUCAGAAUUGGUUUCAGCAUCAGUGAAUUUGACCACAAAAGUUGAAACAAAAGAUAAUAUUGACCUAUGGGGAAGUUAUAUUACUCAGAGUCACCCUGAGAUAUCAGGUGCUGCCAUUAGAAGUCCAGAUAAAGUCAACUCUACUACCAAACAAAAUGCAUACAACAGUGGAGAUAUGCAUAACUAUUGCAUUAAUUAUGUCAACUCUGAGUUACCUGUUGAAUCUUCCAACCAAGGAUCAUUGCCCUUUCAUAAUUACUCAAAAGUAAAUAAUUCUAAUAAACGUCGUAGGUUUUCAGGAACAGGAAUGUGUGAAAACCCUCAAAAAGAACCUUCAUCAAGCAAGACAGUUGUUCAACAACCAAUAAGUGAAUCAGUUUUAUCACUGGUGAGGAAGGAGAGCUCAAAUCCAGAUAGCAUGUUAGCAUCUAUUAGCCUUUUAAAUACUAAAGAUGGAACUUUAAAAAUGCAAACUGAAAUUGAAGAGCAGUGUGUUUUAGAAAAAGGAGAAAACAUUGAUGGACAGAACUUAUACACUAAUGAAAAUCAGAAUUUAGAGAGCAUGACUGAGAAAUCUAAGUGGGAUGACAUUUCUAAUGUUGAGUCACCUAUGAUGCCUAGAAUCACAUCUGUUUUCUCUCUCCAGAGUAAACAGGCAUCAGAAUUUUUGCCACCUGAAGUAAACCAGUUACUUCAGGAUGGAUUAAAAACAAAAUCUGAGGUAAAACAAGACUCUAGUAAUAGUAACACUCCUGAUAAAGGCCUGCCACUUCAUUGUGACCAGUCAUUUCAGAAACUUGAGGGAGAAGGCAAAAUAGUUGAAUCUUCAAAAGACUACAAAGUACAAGGCAUCUUCCCAAUCCCAUCUGGUGGUAUAGGGAUUAAUGUGCCUACAAAUGAUCUGAAUUUAAAAUUUAGUGGAAAAGAAAAACAAAAUGUGUCAAUAUCACAAGAUGUGAGAGAUUCAGAAAAGACACCUAGAAUUUCAGGUAUUGGCACAUUACUUAAGACUCAGUCAGAUGCAAUAAUAACACAGCAGCUCGUAAAAGAUAAACUACGAGCCACUACACAAAAUUUAGGUUCUUUAUAUAGGCAGAGUCCACUUCUGAAUUCAGAACCAAAAAAGGCUAUAUUUGUUCAGACUCCAAAAGGCUUUUUUGUACCAUUGCACAUUGCUAACAAGCCUGGAUUACAUGUUGUUUCAGGAAGACCACUUCCAUUGGUUAAUACACAAGGUGUACCUGCUUCUCUUCUUUUAAAUAAGAAACCUGGGAUGAUUUUAACAUUUAAUAAUGGGAAACUUGAAGGUAUUUCCACUGUCAAAAUUGAGAGUUCUCAAGCUUGUGGAACUACAGCUAAGGAGCCCUGCAGAACACCUUUUUUAAAGGUAGAACCAAACAGUAAUUGUCUGACACCUGCACUUUGUUCCAGCAUUGGCAGUUGUUUGAGCAUGAAAAGUAGCUCAGAAAAUACUUUGCCAUUAAAAGGCCCUUACAUUAUCAAAACAUCAGCAAAUUCUUCAGUGAAAGCUGUUCCUACUCCUAAUACAGUAUCUGAGCAUCAGGGCACCAAGUUGAAUAACUUGGACUCAGUAAAACAGCAGAAUGAGAUUUUUCCAAAACCACCUCUUUAUACCCUCUUGCCUGAUGGCAAACAAGCUGUUUUUUUAAAGUGUGUGAUGCCAAAUAAGACUGAGCUGCUUAAGCCUAAAUUAGUCCAAAAUAGUACGUAUUAUCAAAACAUACAGCCAAAGAAACCUGAAGGAACACCACAAAAAAUAUUGCUGAAAAUUUUUAACCCUGUUUUAAAUGUGACUGCUGCUAACAAUCUGUCUGUAAGCACCUCUGCAUCCUCAUUGCAGAAAGACAAGGUACCAUCUAAUCAGACUACAGGAGGAGAGCAGAGAGAGCCAGAAUCUUCUAGAGAUGCCUUACCCUUCUUACUAGAUGAUAUGAUGCCAGCAAAUGAAAUUGUGAUAACUUCUACUGCAACAUGCCCAGAAUCUUCUGAGGAACAAAUGUGUUUCACUGACCGUUCAGACACCAGGGUAUUAAGGUGUAAAACAAAUUGUACAAUCGAGAGAAACUUCAAUAGAAAAAAGACUUCGAAAAAAAAAUUUUCAAGAAUUAAAACUCAUGUAAGAAGUAAAGAUUCUGAAACUGCCUUUGUAUCUAGAAACAGAAACUGUAAACGAAAGUGUAGGGAUAGUUACGAAGAACCUCCAAGAAAAAAAGCAACAUUACAUAGAAAGUGUAAAGAAAAGUCUAAACCUGAAGAUGCCCGUGAAUCAUUCGAUUUUAGCAGACCAAGGCUUUCAAAAGAUUCAGUCAGAACUUUGCGGCUUUUCCCCUUUAGUUCCAAACAGCUUGUGAAAUGUCCUAGGAGAAACCAACCAGUUGUAGUUUUGAAUCAUCCUGAUGCAGAUGCACCAGAAGUAGUAAGUGUAAUGAAAACUAUUGCUAAAUUUAAUGGACGUGUACUUAAGGUUUCAUUGUCAAAAAGAACUAUCAGUGCUUUACUGAAGCCAGUUUGUGAUAAUGCCCCAAAAACAAUUUAUGGUGAUUUUUCCAAAAGACAUAAAACAUUGAAACCUGUUAGUUCUGUGAAAGAAAGAUUUGUGCUAAAAUUAACACUCAAAAAGACAAGCAAAAACAAUUAUCAGAUCGUGAAAACUACCUCUGAAAAUGUUCUGAAAGCUAAAUUUAACUGUUGGUUUUGUGGUAGAGUAUUUGACAAUCAGGAUGCUUGGGCUGGUCAUGGGCAGAGACAUUUAAUGGAGGCCACUCGUGAUUGGAAUACGUUAGAAUAAUUUACUGUAGUUACCAAGGAAAAGAAAAGUAAAGCUAUCUUAGAAGAAAACAUGGGUUGGAUUACCUUAAGGCAGACAUUUUCUACUUCAGUAUAGUACCUAAAAUUGAGCAUCUGAAAGUUGGCUAUAUUUCCAUGGGAGACAAAAAAAGUUUUAUGUGUGAUACUUGAAAAUGCUAUUACUGCACACAUAAGUUUUGCAAGAAACUAACUGCAGCACAGAUGUAUCUUGAUUUAAUUUUUUUAAAUGUGUUCUUGGGAAGUUAGGGCUAAAGAAAAUUUUGAUAAAAGUUUUCCCAAUUUAGUUAUAUAGUGACUCUUAGUAGAGGGUAACGGCUGACAGCUCCAUUCCCUCUCUUCUUCCACCAGCCUUAUGAAUCUGAUAAGUGUAGCUCCUCUGAAGAUGGAGAGCUCUUUCACCAUGAGCUGAAGGAGUUUCUCCUCAUUUGUGAAGAUACACUAAGAGCUUGAGUAAAGAACUUAACUUUAUAUCUGCUAAAUACAGUUCUUUUGAAGGGUGUUAGGCUCCUCUGAGAGUACAUUUAACUAACUACAGUUGCACCUCAUGAUGCUUGAAAUAGAGUUUUUCACAAGUAAAUCUUUUUUCUCUUAUACUGUGUCCCGUAUCAGGAAUUGGAAUACCUUCCCAAGGUGGUUUUCUUUUUCUAAAUGGCUAUGUCAAGCAUUGCAGUAGAUGGGCAGCCUCAAAAGAAGAAUUAAACUCUCUUGGUCCAGUUUAAAGUCUGAUUAAAGAACUUGAACAUUUUUCUGAAUUUGAUGAUAAUCUCCAGUGAUUCUCUUGCACAGAACUAUGCUUAUUAAAUUGUUUGUACCCCAUAAAUCAAGUGGCCAAUAUUUAUCUUGGUUUCCAUCCAUUUGAAAAGUGGAACAUAGAAGCACUUCCAUGGGAAUGGCUUUUCUUGAAAAUUAAGAAUCACUCUACAGGAAAAAUAUUUUGAAGCAAGAUUAGCAAAGCAAAUCAGAUUUUUGCUGUUUAAUUACUAUUAGGUGUCUGAACAUGUACACAUUGGGACAAACCAUUUUUGUUAGCACCUUUUCAGUCUCACUGACAACCCAAAGCAGAUUAUUUUACUGAUUGUUGGCAGUUGAAAUGAAGAAGCAUUAGUAGUGGACUCAGUGGCAGGGCAUAAAACUUCAGGACCGAUUCCUAGGGGAUAUACCCAGCAGGUAGAGUUUUAAAUUGGAUAUUUUCAUGAUGACAACAGAAUCAUCGACUGAAACUUCACCGUGUAAGUUUGGAUCAAAUUUUGUUGGAUUAUUGGAUAAUCGAGUUCUUGUAUUACAAAUUACUGUAUAAUUUUUGUUAUAUUGUUACUACAAGUGUUAAAACAUUUUCAUUGAUUGAAAACUUCAGGGCUUCUUUUCUGUAUAUAAGAAAGAAUUUAAACCUGUACAUAUUUUUGUACUUUUCAGUUUGUUAUGUAAAUUUUGCACAGAAGAUUUUUGACAUAAAAAGUUUAUUUUCUUUCCAUUUAGUUCUGUGCAUGCACUAAUAAAACUGGUUGUUUAAUUUAAAAGGAAUAUGUAAGACUUUACCCAUGUUAUUUUCUUGGUUUUUAUUUUAGAUGUAGAAUUUUUUUUUUUUUUUGUAAAUUCAUUUUUCAGGGAUUGAACACUAUUGUUAGCAAGUGCCUAAAAGAUGUGAAACAGUUUACAUAUGUCAACUGUAACAGUAGGUCCCAAAUGGGCCCAUUCCCCCAAAAUUUUAUUUUAAAGAAAGCCAUACAUAGAUGCUUCAAGCUAUCUUGCUAUGCACAUUAUACGUGUACUUUUUUGUGCAGUUUGUCUACUUUCCUAGUGAAGUAUUUUUUGUAUAAAACCUGUUACAAUUGUGUUUCUUAAAUUGAGCCUAAGAAUGGAGUUGAUUGGAAAUACACAGUAUAUAUUAAUAAUGUAUAAGGUGUUUAAAGAAUGGUAAGCAAUGUUAAUUUCUGUAAUGAACAUUUUCUUCAAUUAAAUUUAUCUUAAGUUUGUGUUUACACAGUAAUUUUUUUACUGUACUAAAACCAAACGGGAAUUUUAUUCUAAUGGGAAAUAUUUAUAUUUCAAAGAUGUUUUUUCUUUAAAUGCUAGGGAACUAUGUAUAGUGUGGGUUCCCCCCCCCCCAAAUCAUAGGUAAAAUUUUGAAAUUUUGAGAAGGGUAACAUUUACCAUGAAGUUACUGUACUUAUGCCGAUAAGGAAAGUCAUAGGCUAAUGCUCUUUAGUAUCCUAACAGCAAUAAACUUGAAAUGCUCUGCUUUUAUGGGUAGAUUUAUUAUAAUUCCUUGCCUUCCAUGAAUAGAGGAGAGAGAAGCAGCAAUCUUGGCAAUGUUUGCAGCAUUAUAAAAAUACAUUUCAGAAUAGCCAUACCAGUAAAAAUAUAUUUAAUGUUGUGAUACAUACCUUUUGCCUUAAAGUUUUUUUUUUUUUUUUAAAGAUUUUAUUUAUUUAUUUGAGACAGAGAGAAUGAGAGACAGAGAGCAUGAGAGGGAGGAGGGUCAGAGGGAGAAGCAGACUCCCUGCCAAGCAGGGAGCCCGAUGCGGGACUCGAUCCAGGGACUCCAUCCAGGAUCAUGACCUGAGCUGAAGGCAGUCGCUUAACCAACUGAGCCACUCAGGCGCCCUGCCUUAAAGUUUUAAAAGCCAUUUUAAAAAGCUUCAUGCCCCAGGUACUCUGGUUAGUACCUUUUCUGAUUUGUUAGGUUGUUCUAAAGAAGGCAGACCUGCUUUGGAGGCUCUUUAUUGCCAUAGUGAAAAAUCCAGAACCCAAACCCUCCAUCCUUUUUUCUUCUCCUGGCUGAAACUGAAUUAAAGAUGGUUCUCUAAAAUAUGAGUAUGCAGUGGUUUGAGGUUGUUACUACAACUGGAAGAGUUUUAUUUUUGCAAUCCAGCUUCUUGGUCAGGAAUGUGUUCUCAUUUUUUCAUACUUGUCCAUCUCCAUUGGAAAUGGGCCUCUCUAUUUGGCUUUCAAUUAAAAAAAAUAAUUUAAUUUAAAAAAAGUUUACCUUUCUAUCUUACUAAGCACUCAGUAGAUUGAAAUGUAAUACAUAUAUUUUUUAAUGAAAAACUGUGAUUUUGUUAAGGGGUCAGUAAAGUUUACCAGUAAAGAGUAAGUUAAGCUAGUAAAUAACUUAGGCUUUCUAGGCCAUUUAGUCUCUGUCAUAACGUCUUAAUUUUGUCAUAUUGUAGAAGCAGCCCUAGACAGUACAUAAAUCAAUGAGUAUGCGUAUGUUUUAAUAAAACUUCAUUUAAAGAAAUGAGCCAUGGGCUGAAUUUGGCCCACCACAUUGUUUACUAACCCUUGGUUUAGUUCUCUCAAAGGUCUCCUCUUAGAAUCAGAUUUUUUUUUAAUUAAAAAGUUUGAUACAGUUUUUUUUUAAUGAUGUAUAACACUGUACAAAACAAAGUAUAAAAACUAAAAUAAGCAUGUAAAUUAUCAGUGUAGAUGUGUUUAAAAGUGAAGAGAAUGUAAAUGUAAUGAAAAGGAUUAGUGGGUAAAGUAGAUGGGUCAUUUAUGUGCAAAGGAUAAUGCAUCUUAUGGAAGGAUUAAAAGUUAAACAGGUGCUGUGGGAAUUUCUGUCCAGGUUAGAUGAGAAAUAGAUACUAGUUCUUUAAGUGAUUUGAAAUAGCUGUUAAGAAAAGUAAUAAGAGUUCUUGGAAUGGGGGAGAAUGGAGGUGAGGUGAAAACAAUAUUAAUUCCAUACAUAUGCUGAUUUAUUGAUUUUUCCCCCUACUAUUGACAUCUUAUUUAACUUGGGGUAUGUCCCCUUUCAUUGCAUAGCAAUUUGUUAGGAUUCUUGUUUUCAACAAAGUGCCUUGACUCCAUUGAGGACCUUAUCUAGUGAAACUUGCUGGAGGAAUUUUCGGGACAUUAUUUGUUGCUAGUUGAGAAUGUAGCAGUAGCAGAAAAAUUUUCCUAUAAUGCAGAGUUGAAAUAGGAUCUCUUUGGUUGAUUUUGGUGUUCAUUGAUUUAAGUAUGCUCUUAAUUGGAUAAUUGAGAAGUAGUCAAUAUCUUGGAAGAGGUGUUCGACAAAGUCUUCUUUGAAUUAUUAUUAUUUUUUUAGUUCUGUCUUCUGAGCUUCUGUUAAUACGUGCCCCAAAUUUAAAAAUCUUUCUUUGAAAAGUACAUACAUUAUUGUGAUAGUGCAAAUAUUUGAGUAAAUAGUGUAGGAAGAAUGUUAAUAUUAAGUACAUCAAUUUCAAAAAUCGUGAUUUUAGUCAAUGUUAAGAAUGUACUUACUAAAAAAAUACUCAUUCCUAGUAAAGUCAUUUUUAAUAUGUUAGAAGAAUUCUUCCUUAAUAUUUCAGAGUCCUUUAACCAAAAGUGAAGCUAAUGUUUGGAGUUGUGACUGAAAUUGCUUCUUUCCAUUAAGGUGCCUGCUAUCAUCAAUUACUUCAUAAGUUACUGCUAAUGUAAAAAGAUAAGAAAACAAAAUGAAAAACUUGGGUAGAGAUCAAAAUACUAUUUGCAAAUGACUUGAUUUCAAUAUUUUGAAAAUCCAAAGAAGUACACUGAAAAUUAGCUUUCCUGAACACUUAAUAGUAAUCAUUUGGCAAACAAUAAAAGAAGACCCAUUUAUAGUAAGAGCCACAAAAUAAUAAAUUUGAAAGUUAUGUGAAGUUAUGUGAAGUUAUGCCAAAGGAAACACCACAAAACCUAACUGGGAGAUACACAGCUUGGGUGUAAGAUUAAAUAUAUCCCUAUUUGGUAGAUCCCAUUUUCCACACAGGUGUUCCACAGAAGGCUUAUAACAAAUGGGAGAUGGCUGCUGAUUAGCCAUUGUAUGACUCCAAAUCCUGCAGUAUAAGGAGAAUCAGGGCAGGACAGCUCCUCUUAAUAGUGCAAGUCCCCUUUCCCACACAACCGUGUUGCAAGGGACCUGCUCUGGUGGGCUUGGCAUCAGAAUGGCAGCUUAUAUCUGUCCCAGCUUUCUGGGGACAGAAGAGCUAUUCUGUGUACAUUCUGCCGCUGGUGAACAUUAGCAGGUUCCAUCCUCCCUGAUUCUGGGCUAUGGAAGAUCCAUACUGGGAGGUGAUAGAAAAUUCUCCCCCAUGCCCUCUAACCCCUGACACAGCUGCUCUUCAGGGAGGGUCUGGGAGACAUUCAGUAAGAGCCGGUUUCCCAUACUCAACCUCCCCCCCACCCUCCGCCCAAAACAUGCUCCAUAGCACAAAGGCAAAGGGGUUCUGUUCAGGGGAAGGUUUAAGGGAGCUUCAAAGACUUGAUGGCACACUUCCCAUUACUAGGGGCCUAACUUUACCUGGAACAGACUGGAGCAGUUUGUACCCCUGAAUAUUGUUGAAAACUAUAGGACAAUCAGCUACCAAUAAAUAGAGGCUAACAGUUGCUGGUGAUACCAAUAGAUACCAGCCAGAAAGCGUAAAGACAAGAUCAGGGAGAGAGACCAAGAGAGUGGGUAAAACUACAGACAUCCCUUGUAAUCAGAAGUAAUGUGUGUAGGUUCAAGACUACAGCUGCUUAGGAGCAACCAGAGGGGGAAUGUGAGUUACAAGUCUCUGACAGAAUGUAGGGCAAAACUUGGAAACUCCCUAAAUAGUGCAAAAAGGCCAAGCCCCACACAGUGGUGAAGGGUGUUAAUCUCCCUAAUUCAGGGGGCUUAAACACAACCUCUUAUUAAUUGGUGGCUAGUCAUUAAACGAUGCUGACUCAGAAGCAGCCGCUUGCUGACCCAACAAGCAUAACAGCAUAUACAUAAUGGGAGUCUCAGGGAGAAAGAAGAAAAAGAAAACAUUAAAAAGAAUAUUCGAAGAAAACUUCCCAAAUCUGAUGAAGGAAAUCAGGCUUAAAAAUGAGGGAGAAACAAGUUGAGCCGUAACAGAGGCAGACUUCAUGAAUUAGUCAAGCCAAGUCACUAAAUAAAAAUAAGCCCAGAGUGGACAGGAGAACCAACAUGGAGAGAUUCUACAUUACCUAAAAUGUUCUGUUUUCAACACAAAAUUAUGAGAUGUUCAAAGAAACAGGAAAGUGUGACACGGGCAGAAGCAGGCAAUAGAAACUUCCUUUGAGGGAUACUAGAUACAGGAUAAGUGUUACGCCGCAAUUGUAAAUAUGUUAAAAGACCUAAAGGAAACCAAGUUUAAAGAAUUAAAGUAUGCUGACAGUGACUCAUCAAAUGAAAAUAAAAAGAUGGGAAAUAAAAGAACAAUGAAAAUUUUGGAGUUGAAAAUUUCAAUAACCAAGUGGAACUUUUGCUAAGGAGGGUCAACAGUACAUUUGAGCUGGCAGAAGAAGCAGCAAACCUGAAGAUAGUUGGGGAGAGAUUACAAAAUCUGAAGCACAGAUGGAAAAAAAAAGAAUGAAAAAAAAGUCUUCCUCACACUACAUGCACAAAAGUUAACUCAAAAUGGAUCACGAACCAAAAUGUAAGCAAAACCAUAAAACUCACGGAAGUAAAUAUUGUGACCUUUGUUUAUAUAGUCUUCUUAGAUAUGACACCAAAAUUACAAAUGAAAAAAUAAGAAAUAGACAAUUUAAAACAUACAGAAUUUUUAUUAGAAAAGAUUGAGCUGAUCUAUUUUACCUAGUUAAAUAUCAAUAAUAAAAACUUAGCUUUACACGACUUCAUUCCUUCCCUCAUGCUGUUAUUAUCACAAAUUACAUCAUUAGAAGUUAGGUGCUCAUCAAUUAUUGCUUUAUGCAUUUGACUUUUAAAUUGAGGGGGAAAAAGUUAUAAAUAAAAGAUACAUUUACUCUCUUUUAUAAUUACCAUUA